CUUCUUCGAUUCGCGUCUGCCCUCCAUCUGUCUCCUUCGAGUCGGUCAACUCCCCCUCAACCCCCUCCAACAACCAUAAACCCUUCUUCCUCACACCCAGCUCUCGAAUCAAUCAACAACACAACGGUAACAACAACAACUACCCCCACUCUCCUCACACGCCUCAACUAUGUCGCUCUUCGGAGGAGGAGCAGCAGCGACAAGCGCGGCCACACAGGCUGCGCAGGCCCAAGGUGACACCUCGAACGAUAUCCCCCUGCAGUCGCCGCCGGAGGACAGCAUCUCCGACAUCUCGUUUUCGCCCAUGUCGGAGCACCUCGCGGUCGCAAGUUGGGACAAGAAAGUGCGCAUCUAUGAGAUUGCUGCGGAUGGGAGCUCGGUUGGAAAGGCGAUGUUCGACCACGACGGCCCUGUUCUGUCGGUGACCUGGUCGAAGGAUGGAACAAAGGUUGUCUCGGGAGGCGCCGACAAGCAGGCAAAGCUAUUCGACGUCGCGACCGGCCAGUCGACGCAGGUGGCAGCUCACGAUCAGCCGAUAAAGUGUGUUCGGAUGAUCUCGAUGCCCAACGCCUCGGAGAUGCUGGUGACGGGCUCUUGGGACAAGAAACUCAAGUACUGGGAUCUAAGGACGCCAAACCCCGUCGCUGAGAUCGCCAUGCAGGACCGAGUUUACACUUUGGAUGUCGCCCAGGGUCUGAUGGUCGUUGGAACGGCUGAGCGAUACAUCAACAUAAUCAAUCUUGCCAACCCGACCUCCAUCUUCAAGACGAUGCAGAGUCCCCUGAAGUGGCAGACCCGGGUUAUUAGUUGUUUCCCGGACGCCUCUGGUUUCGCUGUCGGCAGUAUCGAAGGACGAUGUGCUAUUCAGUAUGUCGAUGACAAGAACUCCGGCAUGAACUUCUCCUUUAAAUGUCACCGCGAGAAUCCUACUGGAACCACGUCCACCACGAACGUCUACAGCGUAAACGCAAUCUCUUUCCAUCCGACCUAUGGAACCUUCUCCACUGCAGGUUCCGACGGAACCUUUCACUUCUGGGACAAGGACGCCAAGCACCGUCUCAAGGGCUACCCCUCUGUUGGCGGAACGAUCCCCACCACGGCGUUCAACCGGAACGGCUCGAUCUUUGCGUACGCAGUGUCGUAUGACUGGUCCAAAGGCCACUCGGGCAACAGCCCAAGUUAUCCCAACAAGGUCAUGCUGCACCCCAUCAAAGAGGACGAAGCGAAGCCUCGGCCUGCAGCGAAAAAGCGGUAGGCACGCUAGUACAUUGUAAGGAUGGGGGGACAACGUGGAGGUCACAGUGUGUGUGCGUAAUUCGAGUCGUUUUGUCGGGGCGUUUGUACUUCUAGCAUCAUGCUUUGUGGAAUGGAAAUAUCUCAAUCACAGCUGCUAUUGAGCUAGAGAUGGAGGUUGUGAAAAGCUUAAUGUAACGGCCUUGCAACUGUGAGCACAUUUGUAUAGGUAUGUAGGAC
Molecule: messenger RNA, 1473 nt
Organism: Tricharina praecox
Lineage: Eukaryota; Fungi; Ascomycota; Pezizomycetes; Pezizales; Pyronemataceae
Product: WD40-repeat-containing domain protein
Exons: 4
Coding region: 170-1255 (361 amino acids)
Biological process (GO): transcription-dependent tethering of RNA polymerase II gene DNA at nuclear periphery; RNA export from nucleus
Cellular component (GO): nuclear pore
Molecular function (GO): ubiquitin binding; RNA binding
Source: RefSeq, a predicted model, not a curated record